Molecule: messenger RNA, 1289 nt
Organism: Phaeodactylum tricornutum CCAP 1055/1
Lineage: Eukaryota; Bacillariophyta; Bacillariophyceae; Surirellales; Neidiaceae
Exons: 1
Coding region: 300-1289 (329 amino acids)
Molecular function (GO): hydrolase activity
Source: RefSeq, a predicted model, not a curated record
CAAGUGCGAUAUCGAUAUAUACAGCUUUCUCGUAGAAAACACAUUCCGCCUUUCCCAGUUGUAUCGCAUAGGAAGGACACCGUCCAUCCAGACAGUGAAAGGAAACGGGCAAGAAUCAUUCGAAAAAACCCACGCUGGCGUGGGAAGAGAAGCUCUGGAUUGCGAAGACGCCAGCUACGAGAAGUAGCAUCAAAACCAUUUUUUCUGAAGUGCAUUCUGAUUUUAGCUUUGUUGCGGCAGAAGAGACCGUUAGAGUAUAUUAUCCCACAGUCCCCGGUAUCUUUUUAAACAUUGGAAAUAUGUCCUCUAAGCAGGAGCAAUCUAACCGUCGUUUGCAAAUUCCGCCGACCUUUACGUCUCCACCUUCUGGACUUGCCUUGCUUCAUACGCCGCAAGCCUUUCGCAGCGAUGCUGCGAUUGAUGAGAUGAGAAGUGCCGCCUUAGCUGGCAUGUGCUCGUCAGGUGAUGGGAGUGAUGGCAGUUGCCUCUCACCUUACCGUAAUUUUUGUCAUAUUCCGUUUGUGCCCGACGCUAAUCGCUUCGGAAAAAGCCCGAUAGGCGUCGUGUUCUAUGGCGGAGGUCUCGUGGAUCCUCGUGCGUAUUCCCCUUUGGCUGCCACCCUUACGGAGCGCUACGGUCUUCCUGUAGUCAUUCCAGUGUUUGGAAACGACAUGGCGUUCAACGCCUCCUCCUGUCUUUCCGGACGACUCUCAAUGGCGCAGGCCGACUUUGACGGUGUAGAAAAGUGGGUCCUGGUUGGUCAUAGCUUCGGCGGUGUAGCGGCCUCGGUAGAUCUGUGGCUCUCUUUACAAGGCAAGGGUGAUGUUGAUAUUGACAGUAUCGCUGGACUGGUUAUGCUGGCAGCCGAUGUUCAACCCACAACAGGGUGCGGCCCGAUCGACUUUUCCCGUACUACAAUUCCGAUGGCGUCCGUGUUGGCUUCCGAGGAUCGUGUGCUCAACUUCACACGUUUCAAUAUCAAUCGCGGCAAUUUUCCAGCGAACGACACCUUUUACCUCAACAUUCUGGGCGGCAACCACGGUGGAUUCGGGGAUUACGACGAUACAGAGUUUGCGGCUCUUUUUAAUCAGAACGACGGCAUUGCCACGAUUCCCAAAGCCGUACAAUGGGACAUUUCAACCGCCGCGAUUUAUCACGUUGCUUCCCGUGCAGGUUUAAUAUUGCCGACGGCCUCCAUGCCAAAAGAGACCACGCCUUCUUAUGGCCCAGAAGUUCACAUUCAGUUUUUGUGCAUUGCUAUCUUUCUGAUCUUGGCUUUUAUGUGUUGA